Mauremys mutica (yellowpond turtle) is the source of this 2198-nucleotide messenger RNA. RefSeq names its product testis expressed 15, meiosis and synapsis associated (gene TEX15). The coding region runs from base 1 to 2073 and encodes 690 amino acids. NCBI's taxonomy places the organism in Eukaryota, Metazoa, Chordata, Testudines, Geoemydidae. Gene Ontology annotation, cellular component: nucleus. Gene Ontology annotation, biological process: synaptonemal complex assembly; male meiotic nuclear division; homologous chromosome pairing at meiosis. The transcript is spliced from 3 exons. The record is from RefSeq and is a predicted model, not a curated record.
AUGGCAAAACAAGCUUUUGAGGAAAAGCAAGGGUGUUCUUUUAAGCACAUCUUGGUUUCCCGAGAGUUACUGGUUGAAAGAAAGGUAUGGAAUAACUGUAAAUCCAAGUUAAAAUCAGAUGCUGUAGAUUCACUGGUGGAACUCCAAAUGAUAAUGGAAACAAUUCAGUUCAUUGAAAACAAAAAGUAUUUUCUAGAAAGGGAGCUGACUUUUCGAAGCUUGCUUUGGUAUGAUGGUUCACUGUACAGGGAACUGCUUGGCAGGCCGUCAGGGUAUCAACAACAAUCCAAUUUCUUUCCAGCUUUCCAAACAAGGCUGAAGUACAAUGUUUUUCAUGAGCUACAGAGCUACCAUAAACAGUUAUUAGAGCUCUUUGAAAAAACAAGGUGGGAAAACAAAUCUUACUAUGCAUUCUUGAAAUUCAGACGAGAGAUUGAUGAGUGUGAAGCUGUGAUACAACAUAAUUCUGAUUGCUUAGAUUUUUUCCUCUCUGUGCCUUUUACUUGUGGAGUUAACUUUGGAGAUACUUUAGAAGAUUUGGAAACUGUAAGGAAAAGUGCUGUGGAACUGAUAAAUACGUAUAGGAACCUUCCAUAUGCUCACACCUAUGCAGAAAAAGAGGACCAUCUGUGGGUUAUAAUGGAAAUUAUCUCUACAAAGAUAAGCUUUAUAAAGGCGUGUGAAUCAAUGAAUAUGAAAGCAUCACUCUUUGGCCUUGAACAUAUAUUUUUUGAUGCUGCUAAAAGUCUUGUUUGGAAAGACAGACGUCUGUUGUUAAAUAAAGCCUCUCCCAAUAAGAAAGAACAACUUCUGUGCAAAAUAAACCAAGAUGCUCUCUCCAAGCUAUAUGAAGUUUAUGAAUAUGUGGCUGAAGAGUUUAGAACUGAAAAAUCUAACAAUAUUACUGAGAAGAAAAAUGAUACAGAAAAGUCAAAAUAUUGUGAAAACAAAGGCAAACAUGGAGAUGAAAACUCUGACUUCCUCACUGUUUUGCUUUCACAUCCUGAUAUUUCCUGUGUUGGAGAAAUAUUAGAUGAAGCUCAGUUUGCAGACCUCAAGAAGUUACAGCAGCUAAUGCUCAGAUGUACAGAACGUUUAGAAAGCUUAAAAAUGUAUUUUCAGAUUUUGCAGGAGGAGGAUGUCAGUAAAAUCUUGAUCACAGAGGAAAAUGUGUUAGACACAAUGAAAAAUGAUGGCAUUAAUGCUGUAAUUUUAAAGCCUGAAGCUGUUGAGCCUUACAUUGAAGUACUAAUGAUGUAUGAAACAGUUCACUUUCUUAAAAAUUCAAUAGCAAGAAAAACAGAUGAACAGAGAUUUCGAAGCUUGUUGUGGUUUGAUUUAUCGCUUCUUCCUGAAUUGGCACAUUGCCAAAAGAAAAUGUCUUCCUUUUCAUUUCUGAAAGAUAAUUCAAUGGACAAGCUUUGUAAAACUGUAGAGUCUGCCAUCUCUGAUCUGAAGAGUGAGCUGGACAUUAUUUGCAACUAUGCAGAAACCAUAAACUGCUCUUAUGCACUUCACCUUCUCACCAGAGAACUUUCAGAACUUUCAGAAACAAGAAAAUUAAUACAAAAUUCGAAGCCUUCUAUCUUCACGUAUGUUGAGUGUGUACCUUAUACCAUAUCUGCAAACUAUGGGAGUACUGUGACUGAAUUAGACUACAACUACAACCAGUUUUCUUUGUUGCUUGAAAAUUUAAUGUUGGCUGCUAGGAAAGAUUUAGGAAAAAUGGCUCAUAUUAUGAAAAUCAUGAAAACUAUUGAGCAUAUGAAGUUUGCUUGUGCCAAAAAAGGUAAAUCAGUCCUCUCUCUUCUGAUAUAUCAGAUGCUAAAUAAUUGGAGAAAGACCUGCCAGUUGAAAAGAAAGGGAGACAUGAAAAUGCAUCUGACUGAAACUAAAAAAAGUGUCUGUGAAACUCAAGCUCCAGAGUAUGUCAUCAAAGCUAGCUCUCAGUCCCAGAAAAAAAGACCUAGUUUUGUGUCCUCACAUGAAGACACUCCUGAGUGUACAGAAAGCUCUCCUCCUUCCAGCUGCAAAAAACCAAAGAGAGAAUGCAAGAGUUACUCCUCAAAAUGAAAAAGAUCUAGCGUCGAGUAUCUCACCGGAUAAUCUAGGAAACAAGAGGCCUCUAGAAAAAGCUGUGCAAGACCAAUUACCGCGCUCACCUUUGCAUUCAAAAGAUUUGGAAGCUGUUUAUUGCU